This is a messenger RNA of Mytilinidion resinicola, 1446 nucleotides long. RefSeq names its product GPI-anchored cell wall organization protein Ecm33. The record is from RefSeq and is a predicted model, not a curated record. Bases 139 to 1329 code for a protein of 396 amino acids. Gene Ontology annotation, biological process: fungal-type cell wall organization. Lineage: Eukaryota; Fungi; Ascomycota; Dothideomycetes; Mytilinidiales; Mytilinidiaceae. The transcript is spliced from 4 exons. Gene Ontology annotation, cellular component: fungal-type cell wall; plasma membrane.
CUUCUUGCGCUUCUCUUCUCUUACACUCGCUCAAUAUCUUCGUGUCCCAAUUCCAUUCCCACCAUAUCGCACCAGUGCCGGUGCUUAGCAUUUUAAUCCAGUCUCCAAGUCCACGACUACAAGCAAACCCUCCUCACAAUGUCUCUCCUCACACGAUUCGUCCUGCCCGCCCUCGCGGCCGCAGGCACAGCUGUCGCCGCCUCGUGCAGUGCUUCGGCGACCACCAUCCAGAACCAGGGCGACGCGACCGCAUUGGCAGCAUGCAAGACCUUCAGCGGUAGCGUCGUCAUUGCUACGGGCACCACGGACCAGAUCAACAUUCCCAACGUGCAGAAGAUCGAUGGCGACUUCACCGUCACCAACGUGUCUCUCAUCACAUCCAUUGGCGCCGACAGCUUGACGGAGAUUACCGGCAAGUUCACGCUGAACGAGGUGCAAGUCCUCACCAGCCUGAACUUCCCCCGUCUCGCCGCCGUCGACGACAUUGAGUGGAAUGCGCUGCCCAAUCUGCAGCAAUUGACCUUCACGACCACCGUCACCAAGGCCUCGACCAUCAACAUCCAGAACACUGAGCUUAACUCCCUCGAGGGUAUCGAUCUGGAGACUGUGGACACUUUCUACAUUGCCAACAACCGAUACCUUAACGACAUCACCCUGCAGCUGACCCAGGUCGGUAACGCCCUGACUCUGGAGGCCAACAACCCUGCCGUCAACGUUUCCUUCCCCAACAUGAUCUGGGCCAACAACAUGACCUUCCGCAACUGCUCGUCCAUCUCCAUCCCAUCCCUCGAGUCUAUCAACGGCUCUUUGGGAUUCUAUGGAAACGACAUUGAGUCGUUCAUCGGCGCCAAUCUCACCACGGUCGGCAAGGAUCUGUCUUUCGUCUCCAACACCAAGCUCGCCAACAUCUCCCUCCCUCUCCUAAAGAGCGUCGGUGGUGGCUUCACUGUUGCCAACAACACCGAUCUUGGCCAAGUUGAUGGAUUCACCUCUCUGCAGAAGGUCGUUGGCGCUGUUGACUUCAACGGUAACUUCUCUGAUGUCGCUCUCCCUGGCCUCAAGGACGUCCAAGGUGCUUUCAACAUCCAGUCUACCGGUGAUCUUACCAAGCAGUGUGCCCACUUCUCGGAUCUCAAGGACAGCUCCGUCAUCAAGGGCGACUACGUCUGCGAGGGCAAGGUCUCCCAUCCCGGCGGAGCUGGCACCACCCCUACGGCCACUGCCAGCGGUGCCAAGGCCAGCAAGACUGGCGCUGCCGGUCGCGUCGAGAUCUCCUCGGCCGUGAUGGGUGUGUCGGGUCUGAUUGCUGCUUUCUUUGGGUUGCUCUAGAGAGUUCAUGACGCUGGCGUUUCGACAAUAAUUGCAUAGACUAAUUCGAGAAUUAUGUUUCUUCUUCGACAGCGUUCUGCAUCCAUCUUUCGAGGCUGGAUUCGGGUCCCGAAGGCA